Lolium rigidum is the source of this 531-nucleotide messenger RNA. RefSeq names its product transmembrane protein 18-like. Bases 1 to 492 code for a protein of 163 amino acids. NCBI's taxonomy places the organism in Eukaryota, Viridiplantae, Streptophyta, Magnoliopsida, Poales, Poaceae. The transcript is spliced from 4 exons. Gene Ontology annotation, cellular component: nuclear membrane. The record is from RefSeq and is a predicted model, not a curated record.
AUGGAGGAGGUGCAGGCCGCCGUGACGGCGCACCUGGACCAGGUGUCGGGCCUCGUCCAGGCGCUCUCGUCCGAGCUCCGCAGCGGGAUCGGCCCCGCCGCCGACAGCCUGCGCGGCUUCGUCCGCGCCGUCGACUGGACGGAACCAUGGCUGAUGGGCUUGAUGGCAUUCCACGCGAGCCUGCUGCUGACGGCCGUCGGGCUGAGGAGGCAUGCCAACCUACAGUUCUUCUUGCUGUUUCUUGCUUAUUCGGGAGUGUAUCUAGCUCAAAAGAUAAACAUCUACCUAGCAGAGCACUGGAAGAGCUUUGCCAGCCAGAAUUACUUUGACCGUGCUGGAGUUUUCAUCUCUGUUGUUUGGUCUGGCCCCCUUAUCUUCAUAUCUAUUGUCUCCGUGGUUAGCUCCCUCAUCACAUUAUGUCAGUUAAUGAUAAAAUUGAAGAGAGCAGAACUAAGGCAUCGGGUUCGGCUUGCUCGUGACAAGCAGGAAUGAUUUAAAGAUUCAGGGAAAACUGGGUUAUUGGUCUUCAAC